CUAAUAGACAACAGCAACCAUUGUGACGACAUUGCUAUUUUUGUGUGUUGUGAGUUUCACCACGACGAUAAAUAAUGUCGGACCUUGCUUACUUAGACACGUUGGGCAACAAGGAGCUGCUGGCCAAAUGCCUGGAGCACGGCCUGCCCGGUGUUCCCGUGACGGACAGCACCCGCAGCGUCAUCAUUCGCCGACUGAAGUCCGUAAUCACCGGAGUUCCGCUGAACAAAAGCAAAUCUGCAAGUAAGAAAGCGAUUCCGAGGCGUGAGACCGUACACGGCAGCCAGGUAACGACGCCCACAUCGGAGCCAGUGCGUCGUACGCCCGGCAAGAGUGCAGGCCGCACUAGCAGUAACAACAACAAGAUCAGCGAGCAAAGUCGUCGCACAAUCGCCUAUGGACUCGACAACACCUCGAUCUCGGGAAGAUCUGUGCAGACUACUACCACGGUGUCGGAUAUGAGCUCCCAGUCGGAGGACGAUGGCUGCUACAUGGUGGACUCACCGGGGACUAAGUACUCCAAGGACCAACAGCCUAGACGCUAUGUUUCUCUAACCAAAUCCGGAGUUCUGACCACAUCGUACACACGCGAAGUUGACCAGCCGCUGUUCGAACAAGAGGAUAUACCACGCAGCUACACCUACGAAAGACCCCAUGUGCCAGCCGCCACUCUUCACUCACUUCCCACAUACGAGCCACGCAGCGAACCCCCGACGUACAGACCGACAGAUUUGUGUUUUUCGCGUCCCCUGCUGACCCAAACCAAUUUAAACUCGACCAGCUACCAGGAGGCAUCUGCAUACAAUCCAAAACUGUCACCCAUUUCGCCAAGAAACACUUUCAGCGGAUCCGCUAGGCCUUUUGGCGGCCCAGCGCCAUCUCCAGCACCCAUUCGCCAGCGACAGAGUGUUCCAGUAAGUGGAUCCAAUCUGGCCCGUGGUCGCCUGCUCCAGCCGACCACCGCAGUAAACACUCUAUAUCCAAAACUGAAUCAGUUCUACGAUCAGCCGGACAACGCAGGCGAACCCAUGGACACGGAGAGCGAGUCCGAAGUCGAGGAAGUACCCAUCAGGAGCCAAUUCCAAAAGAGUCGCUUCUCGCCGCUGGCUAGAAAACCUCUGUGAUAGUGAUGCUGGCCACCAUGGUGUACGUGGUAUUGACACCCAACGCCUGAGAAGCGUUCAUUUCACGGGACAACAUUUGGCUUUGGUUACUCCCCGCAUUUAAAUCACAGACUACAGCGAAGGAAUAUUUAUGCAGACUUUGCACCUUAAGACUUCUUUCAAUUCCAAACAUUUUCAAAACUAAGAAAUAUUCAAUUCAAAUUGCCAAGUCUUUAAUUGCUUGUUUCUCGCAUAUUGUUUCUUUUUAUACAUAAUUAGAAAAAUGUACUACAUUAUAAUUAUUGUAUUGUAUUAAAUAAACUAAUUAAAUGUAA
Messenger RNA from Drosophila sechellia, 1438 nucleotides. It is a transcript of the gene bocks, whose product is annotated as bocksbeutel. Lineage: Eukaryota; Metazoa; Arthropoda; Insecta; Diptera; Drosophilidae. Bases 75 to 1124 code for a protein of 349 amino acids. The record is from RefSeq and is a predicted model, not a curated record. The transcript has 2 exons.